Messenger RNA from Corylus avellana, 360 nucleotides. Lineage: Eukaryota; Viridiplantae; Streptophyta; Magnoliopsida; Fagales; Betulaceae. The record is from RefSeq and is a predicted model, not a curated record.
AAGAAGACGUGCAGACCGUUUGUGUUUUUAUUUUUUUCAAUUUCCUUUUGUAGACCCUCUCUCUCUCGAUCACCUCCAUGGAGGACAAUUCUCUGGGUGUGAGAAAAGGUGCGUGGACUGAAGAGGAAGACAUGCUUCUGAGGCAGUGCGUUGAGAAGUUUGGAGAGGGAAAGUGGUAUCAAAUUCCUCUCAGAGCAGGGUUAAAUAGAUGCCGGAAAAGCUGUAGACUGCGGUGGUUGAACUACCUGAGGCCGAAUAUCAAGAGAGGAGGCUUCACGGCAGAUGAAGUUGAUAUGAUGCUCAGGCUCCAUAAGCUCUUAGAUGGUCACUGAUUGCUGGUAGGCUUCCAGGAAGAACGGC